Papaver somniferum (opium poppy) is the source of this 567-nucleotide messenger RNA. RefSeq lists its product as uncharacterized. Lineage: Eukaryota; Viridiplantae; Streptophyta; Magnoliopsida; Ranunculales; Papaveraceae. The transcript has 2 exons. The record is from RefSeq and is a predicted model, not a curated record. Bases 1 to 567 code for a protein of 188 amino acids.
AUGAAUAGAAUAAAAUCUCGUAACAUAAUUGAUUCGUUGUUGGCUCCAGAUGGUACAUGGUGCAAUGAUAGAGAUUCUCUCUCAGCUCUCCUCAAGAAUCACUUUCAAAAUAUUAUAACAUCUUCGUCUCCAACAGACAACAACAGUUUUCUUCAAUAUAUUCCUCAAUGCAUUACAACUGAGGAUAACCAACAGUUAGAAGCUAUUCCUACUGAGGAUGAAAUUCAUUCUGCAGUGAUGGACAAUGGAGCCAUGGACUUCACCAGGAAAAUAUGGGUUCCUCCUGGGUUUUAUCAAACGCAAUGGCAGAUUAUGAAAGAUGACGUUUUCAAACUGGUUAAAUCAUUCUUCCACUCACGGUAUCUUCUUAAGCAGUUAAAUAACACAAGAGUUUCUCUUAUCCCAAAGGAAAUUGUACAAGCAAUGAAGAGAAAAGAAGGUGUUAGUGGCCAUCUUGCUCAUAAGAUGGACAUGUCAAAAGCCUUUGACAGUCUGGAGUGGAGUUUCUUGUUAGACAUUCUCAAGCAUUUUGGAUUCUCGGAGAAGUUCAGACAGCUCAUCUCUUAG